Molecule: messenger RNA, 726 nt
Organism: Diuraphis noxia (Russian wheat aphid)
Lineage: Eukaryota; Metazoa; Arthropoda; Insecta; Hemiptera; Aphididae
Source: RefSeq, a predicted model, not a curated record
AUGUAUUUUAUUAAUUUAGAUGAUAUUGAACCAGAGCAAUUUGUUAGAGAUUUGUGUGAUAGCCAUGAAAGCAGUACAAUUUCAAAGACAACUGAAUCGACAAACUUGACWGGCAAUAAUUAUGAAAGUAAAUUUCCAAACGAUCCAUCAAAGAUACCAGAUAAUGUUUCCCAUACUUUACUUCAUUAUUUUAUGGAAAUGGGACCAUGUCAACCUUGCCCAUUUGAUCUGCUCAAUAAUAUAUAUCCAAAAUCUUUGGAUUCAAGUGGUUUUUCUAGAUCAUUUCAUCAAUCAUAUUUUCACAAAUCACUAUCAGAUGGAAAAUUAGUUAAAAGAAUCUGGUUAUCAUACUCACCAAUCUUGGAUAAAAUUUACUGUACUACAUGUAAAUUGUUUGGUUUAUCGAAAAAAAAAAAAAAUAAAUUUGUGGCAAAUGGCUCGAAAGAUUGGAAAAAUUUGAAGCGAACAAUUGAAGUUCAUGAAUCAAUUCUUGAACAUUUACAGGCUGAAAUAAGUCGUGGCCUUUAUAUUGCAAAUUUACGCUUAGAUUUAACUUUACUUCAGUCUGUUAAUAAUCAAGUAGCUACAAAUCGUGAGAUUGUUCUAGCUGUAAUUCAAAUAUUAAUAUAUUGUGCUCGUCAAAAUAUUCCACUUCGUGGUCAUGAUGAAAAAAUUACUUCACAAAACCAAGGAAAUUUCUUAGAACUAGUUAAACUAAUAAGAUGA